AUGGGGCCGGGGCGGGGGGCUGCCUGGCUGCUCCGCCUUCUGGGCUUGGCGAGUCUCCUGGCGCACCUGGAGUGUCAAACAUUUUUGCAUAUCACUUAUCCCCUGAAGAUACCAGCCAACUCAUCUGAAGAUUGUAUAGGUAGUGAUGAGGAUGAGAGUGUUCAGGCCUACACCCUUACCAUAGAAAAGAAGCACUACACCGUCUACCUGAAACAACAGUCUUUUCUGCCCAAUGAUUUUAUGAUUUACACCUACAACCCCGGAGGCUUUGUGCAACCCAGUACCCCAGACAUUCAGAAUGACUGCUUCUAUGAAGGGUAUAUCCAAGGCUUCCCCAAUUCUGUGGCAAUACUCAGCAUCUGCUCUGGCCUCAGGGGCGUGAUACAGUUUGAGAAUGUCAGCUACGGCAUUGAGCACCUGGAAUCUUCAACUACCUUUGAGCACCUAAUUUAUGAACUAAACAGCGAAAACGCCAAAGGCCCAAUUUGGACAGAAAAUGUCACCCAUGUAGACAACCGAACGAAGACACGACAUGUAUCUUAUAAGCUGCUUUCGGAUACUGUGCCGCUGUCAGAUACCACUAAAAGUCACAGGUACAUUGAAGUCUACGCUGUUGUGGACAAGGUUUUGUUCAACUAUUUGGGCGGAAAUCCUGAAUAUGUAACUUCAAACAUUGUGCAGAUUAUCGGCUUUGUGAAUAGUAUGUUUGCCGACGUUAAUGUAACAGUUGUACUUUCCUCUUUGGAGUUCUGGACAGACAGUAAUAAAAUCUCGACCGAAGGAGAAGCUGAUGAAAUUCUCCGGAGGUUUUUGCAAUGGAAAAAUUCAUACCUUGUUCUGCGACCUCACGAUCUGGCCUUUUUCUUCAUGUUCAGAGAGAAGCCAAAUUACGUGGGAGCAGCUUUUACUGGAAAAUUGUGCCUCCGAAAUUUUGAUGCAGCCGUAGCUAUGUAUGAGAAGACGGUCACUUUGGAGAUCUUUUCAGUCAUUCUGGCCCAACUGCUGGGUUUCAGCCUGGGGAUGGAAUAUGAAGACGGCAAAGAGUGCAAAUGCCCUGGACACAUCUGUAUAAUGAACACGAACGCCAUUAAUUCGAAUGGAAUUAAAAAAUUCAGCAGCUGUAGCAUUGUCGACUUCCAAAAUUUCAUUAAGUUCCGGAGUGCCCCUUGCCUUUCUAACCGGCCAAAUUUGAAGCUCUACUCUCGGAAGGAUCUGCCCCAAGGCAAACCGGCUUGUGGGAAUGGCAUUUUGGAACCCGGAGAGAAGUGCGAUUGUGGGAGCAUUGAGCAUUGCAAGAGGAGCAAAUGUUGUACCAGCAGUUGUACGUUUCAGCGGGGAGCCGUGUGCAGUAAUGAAUUAUGCUGUGAAGAUUGCAAGUUCAAGCCAAGAAACACAAUAUGUAGACAAGCGUUAGACAAGAAUUGUGACUUUCCCGAGUAUUGCAAUGGGAGCUCGGCUAUUUGCCCGGGCAAUGUUUACGUCCAAAAUGGCAUCGAUUGCGCUUCUAACACCGGCUUCUGUUAUGGUGGAUUCUGUCAAUCAGCCGACUUGCAUUGCCAGGAGUUCUUCGGAUCACGGUCAAGAAACGCCCCGCAAGUCUGCUACGAAGUGAACAACCAGGCUGAUAGAUUUGGGCACUGUGGCAUCGAUUUGAAAAGGAAAUUUAAAACUUGCUCUUCUCGGGAUCUCAAAUGUGGAAAGUUAAUUUGCACAUAUCCCUACGACACUCCUUACACUAAACUUAAUGUUCCCGUCCUGUAUAUGCCGGUGAAGAACGUUGUCUGCGUGUCCUUGGACCUUAACCAUCCAGAUGGCACACCGAACCCUAUGAUGGUGAAAGAGGGAACAAAAUGCGGACUUGGUAAGAUUUGCCUCAGACAAAAAUGCGAAAGCUACGAUGUUCUGAAUAAUGAUUGUGAUUCUAAGAAAAAAUGCUCAGGACAUGGGGUAUGUAACAACAAAAGAAAUUGCCACUGCGACCCAGGCUGGGCUCCUCCAGACUGCCGGAUCAAAGGAAACCCUAUGGGAGGAAGCAUUGACAGCGGACUUCGCUAUCUGGAUUUGGAUAUUGAGAAAAAGGCCAGGGAAGACAGUAUGCGGACAUGGAUCCUGCUCAGCAUUUUCCUGUUCCUGCCCAUUAUUGUUGGAAGCACCCUUUUGGGUGUCAAAUGGAAACGUAUCAAAAAAUCUUGCUUCGAAGACGAUGACCUGGAUGAGGAUUCUGAGUCUUAUACUAGAUCGGAAGAGAGUAACACAUCGGAAAAAACAAGCGGGCUGAUACAGAUUCAGAACAUCAGCUACGGGAUUGAGCCAAUCGAGUCGGCUUCUGGCUUCCACCAUCUUGUUUUUCGGAUAGAUUACAAUGAUACGGGCCUUCAGUUUUCAAAGCAGAAUUAUUCCAUUAAAUGGACUCCCACGGUGAUUUCAAAGAAAGACCCAGCAGAACCAAUUAACUUUGCCAUCCUCAAAUAUGUGGAAAUGCACGUGGUUGUGUCCAAAUCUCUGUAUGAUUAUAUGGGUUCCAAUGAAGACGUUGUCACGGGGAAGAUCAUGCAGCUUAUGAACUUUAUCAAUACCUUUCAAAACGGAAUGACCCUGGAAGCUUUCUCAGUUAUAGUGGCCCAGUUGCUGGGGUUUAGCGUCGGACUGUAUUUCGAUGACACCAGAGAUUGUCAUUGUUCGGGGACAGUCUGCUUGAUGAACACCAGAGCAGCACAGUCCAGUGGCAUCAAGUCCUUCAGCAGCUGCAGUGUCAAAGAUUUCCAGAAUUUCCUGAACUCUGCCUGGUCCCAGUGCCUUCAGAACAAGCCACGUUUCGAUAUCUCCUACCGAGCACCCCUCUGUGGCAACCACGUGGUCGAAGACGGGGAGCAAUGCGAUUGUGGCACAAUGAAGGAAUGUGAAAACCAUCCUUGUUGUGAAUCGGAUUGCACCUUGAAAGCAGGGAUGCAGUGCGCCCAAGGAGACUGCUGUUUGCUGGGAACCUGCAGGUUGAAGGCCAGGGGUGCUUUAUGCAGAGACCUAGAGGACCCAGACUGUGAUCUCAAAGAGUUUUGCAACGGGACCUCAGCCGAAUGCUCGGAAAACCAUUAUGUGGAGGAUGGACACUGUUUUCAAUCUGUUCCUCCUUCAGGCGUGGAAGUGGGGAUUAAAUUUCAAGGGGAAUAA
This is a messenger RNA of Pseudonaja textilis, 3168 nucleotides long. NCBI's taxonomy places the organism in Eukaryota, Metazoa, Chordata, Lepidosauria, Squamata, Elapidae. The record is from RefSeq and is a predicted model, not a curated record.